UCUUGUAUAGACAAAUCUCGUUUUCGUUUACUAUUAAAAAUGGCCGACCAAAAUGGCUGGGAUGCCCGAACGAGCUACAACAUUUCCCCGCAGGAAAUUCAAGCCCGACAAAAAAGAACAGAAAUGCGAGCAGAAAGAAAAGCAGAAUUCAUGAUGAAAAAGACAAAUCCGUUCGGACCUUCUAACACUUCCUUGUAUAAUCCUGCUUGGGAAAGAUACAUGCAACAAAGAGCAAGUUUAAACCGUUUCGACAGGUUUUAUAAUUCUCGAAGGUCCUUUUUCCCAUAUUUUCUGAUUUGGAACAUCAUACCAUUGGUUGGAUUAACAUAUUGGUAUACCAUAUCAAUUAAAAAGGCUGAUGAACAAUGUAGAGAAGGAUUACCUUACCAUGCCAGAAAUAUGAAAUAUUCGUACUAAGGCAUCUAGAAGAAAAUCUUGGGGAUUGACUUAAUGUGCGCAAUCUAGCCUUAAGCUUGAGAAUGAACAAUUGCAGAGUUCAGUUGAAUAUGACAUUAGAAAUAACUCCAUAUUGAUGCCGUUUUCUUUGCACCUCAUUUUAUUAUUUUUAUUAUUUUUUAUGUAUUUAUUUAUUUAUUUUGCCAUACACAGAUAUUGUGACCUAUAUGUAUAAAUUAAAUAGUUCAAAUAAAAAUUAAAAAGAGAUACUUGGCUUCAUUUGGAGGACUAUAA
Messenger RNA from Lingula anatina, 690 nucleotides. RefSeq lists its product as uncharacterized. NCBI's taxonomy places the organism in Eukaryota, Metazoa, Brachiopoda, Lingulata, Lingulida, Lingulidae. Gene Ontology annotation, cellular component: mitochondrion. The record is from RefSeq and is a predicted model, not a curated record.